Pecten maximus is the source of this 1166-nucleotide messenger RNA. RefSeq names its product 39S ribosomal protein L4, mitochondrial-like. The coding region runs from base 123 to 1073 and encodes 316 amino acids. The transcript has 9 exons. The record is from RefSeq and is a predicted model, not a curated record. Gene Ontology annotation, molecular function: structural constituent of ribosome. NCBI's taxonomy places the organism in Eukaryota, Metazoa, Mollusca, Bivalvia, Pectinida, Pectinidae. Gene Ontology annotation, biological process: translation. Gene Ontology annotation, cellular component: ribosome.
UUGUUUCGUAGAAAAAAAGCAUGGGUUACAACCAGUGACUUUGACAAUCGGGACGUUUUGACCAUGUGAACAUUAUAUUAGUGCAGAUUGUAUUGAACAAGAGGGUAACUGUUACACACAGGAUGACUUUAAGAUCGCCAAAGUUGUCAGCAUGCGUAAAUUGUCUUUGCAAAAUUGUUAGAGCAAAUGUGAUCCACCCGAGGAUAACACGUCGGGCAUUAUGUUCUACGACCGCAGACCAUAUUGGUGAGGAUUCCGGAUGGGAAGGCUCAGACUUAGUGCAAAAUGAUACUGGUGGAAGUCUUGUGCAGCGAAAUUUACCUAUUGUCACAUCAAGAAAGAUUGAAUUCCCAAACAGAUAUUUGUCUCCCAAGCAGGCUUGGGUGGAGACACUGUCUACAAUAGAGGACCAGAAGUAUGGCAUGGUGGACUUACACCCAGAAGUAUUUGGUACUUACCCUAGGUUAGAUGUCCUCCAACAGAAUGUUAAAUGGCAAAGAUUGUAUAGACACAUUGAUUAUGCUCAAACUAAAACACGAGCGGAAGUGAGAGGUGGAAGCUUUAAGCCAUGGGUACAGAAGCACUUAGGAAGGGCCAGGCAUGGAAGUAAUCGGUCCCCAAUCUGGAAAGGGGGAGGAGUUAUAAAUGGUCCCAGGGGUCCAAAAAGCCAUUUCUACAUGUUGCCAGCAAGCUACCGAGCUUUGGGGCUUAGAGUGGCCCUCUCUGUCAAGUAUGCCCAGGAUGAUCUUCAUAUUGUUGACUCCUUGGAUAUACCUGAUGAUAGCCCAGAGUACAUUCAGGAUUUAAUGGACACAAGAUUCUGGGGAUUCUCCUGUCUAUUUGUAGAUGACAAUGAUAUGAUGCCUGAGAACAUUUCCCUUGCUGUAGAUAAGAUACCUAACUUCAAUUUAAUGCCAGUGUAUGGCCUGAAUGUGUUCAGUAUGUUGAAACAUGAGACUUUGGUUUUGACUUUGGCAGCAGUUGAAAAAAUUGAAAAGAAACUUUUAUAUCAAAUGCACAAGACUGCACCCCCAAAGAAAUACAGUUACUCGACUCGGUACCAAGAGUGGUGAUCAAUCUUUAUACCAAGACUAGUGAUCAAUCAUCGAUGUGGUGUGUGAUAGAAGACUUUUGUGAAUGGAUAAAUAUUAAAACAUUUAAACCAG